AUGGCUUACGACCCCUUGAAGGACCCUGAUACGUUCAAGUCCUUCGACGUGCAUAAGGAUCAGGCUGAGCAUGCUAGCGAGGCUUCCUCAUCCUCCAAACCACGCCCGUAUGCACCAACAUGGCGCGUCUCAGAGCCUAAGAGCGUCGCCGUCCCCAUUACCUCUGACGAGAUCGAGCAGUUCAAGCGACGCUCGCGCAACCCUCUACGUGAUGAUACGCAGGAAUUUCAGCUCCCUGUACGUCGUAAGCGCCAGGACUCGGAAACAGGUGACUCAAGCAUGGUAGCCAUGCACUACAAUCAGCGUCGCGAAGUGGGCCGCGACGCGCGUGAGUACUCGCCGAUCAUUCCCCUGAAACGCUUUAACAACUGGAUCAAGUCGGCCCUCAUUGCUAUGUAUGCACACUCCUCAGGUACACGAGGAAAAGGUGGGCGGGUCCUGGAUUUGGGGUGUGGGAAAGGCGGCGAUCUGCGCAAAUGGGAUCGUCAGCGACCGGCUCAUAUGGUCAUGAUCGAUUUGGCUACGAUUUCGGUCGAACAAGCCCAAGAUCGCUACAAAGAAGGGAACUACCGCUGGCCUGCCGAUUUCUUCACCUUCGAUUGCUUCCGCCGACCCCUCCAAGACGUGGUGCCGAUGGCGCUCCUAGAGCCUAAAUUCGAUACAGUCACCAUGCAAUUUUGCCUUCAUUACGGUUGGGAUACCGAGGAAAGCGCACGUACCAUGCUCUCCAAUGUAUCCAAAUGGCUUCGCCCAGGUGGUACAUUUAUUGGUACCAUCCCUGACGAGGAAACGCUUUUUGCACGCUUGGACGCGCAGCCAGAAGUCACAGAUUUGUCUUUUGGGAACGAAAAUUAUCGCAUCGAAUUUGAGGAGCGGCAUGAGUCGGGUGAGAAACCGUUUGGCAACAAGUACCGCUUCUGGCUCGAAGAUGCUGUGGAUGAUGUGCCUGAGUACGUCGUAGAUUGGGCAACGUUUGAGAGACUCGCGAAAGAAUACGGCAUGCAGCUCAUCUAUAAGGCACGCUUCGACCAAAUUUUAAGUGAUGGGUAUGCGAACAAAAACCUACGACAGCUACUUGAGCGAAUGCAAGUCAUUGACCCCAACAUGGCAGCAGCAGGUAUUGUCACGCCCGCUAUGCCGCCUGCCAUGUGGGAAGCCUGCAGUAUGUACAUGGAUACUGACUCGACAGCAUUGUACCUAGGCUUUGCCUUUGAAAGGAUCGUGACGGAUGAUGAUCCUUAG
Malassezia pachydermatis is the source of this 1242-nucleotide messenger RNA. Its product is annotated as rna (guanine-n7-) methyltransferase. Gene Ontology annotation, biological process: 7-methylguanosine mRNA capping. The record is from RefSeq and is a predicted model, not a curated record. Lineage: Eukaryota; Fungi; Basidiomycota; Malasseziomycetes; Malasseziales; Malasseziaceae. The coding region runs from base 1 to 1242 and encodes 413 amino acids. The transcript is spliced from 4 exons. Gene Ontology annotation, molecular function: mRNA 5'-cap (guanine-N7-)-methyltransferase activity. Gene Ontology annotation, cellular component: nucleus.